AUGGCACCUCCUAGCGUAUUGAUGGUUGGCACCGGCGAGUAUACUACCGGCUUCGUCGGUGGAGGUGCUUCCGGUUCAGACAAGAAGGUCGGCGUGGUCGGUCUAUCUCUGUUCGACCUGCGCCGCCGAGGCAAAGUGGGCGACCUGAGCAUGGUCGGCGUUUCGGGCAAGAAGUUCCCGGGCAUUCGCGACCACUUGCACCGUAAUAUCUGCCAAGUGUACAACGGCCUCGACACUUCGUUCACCUCUUUUCCCGCCGAUGACCAGACCGACCCAGAUGCCUACAAGACGGCUAUUGACGCUCUGCCAAAGGGCUCCGCAAUCACCAUCUUCACUCCCGACUCCACCCACUACCCAAUUGCGUUGUACGCUAUUGAGCGCGGCCACCACGUUUUGAUCACUAAGCCUGCGACCCAGCGCUUAGAACACCACCUCGCGUUGGUCGACGCUGCGCGCAAACAUGGCGUUUUCGUCUUCAUCGAGCACCACAAGCGCUUCGAUCCGGCAUACUCAGAUGCCCGCGCCAAGGCCAAGACCCUCGGCGACUUCAACUAUUUCUACAGCUAUAUGAGUCAGCCCAAGAGCCAGCUUGAGACUUUCAAGGCCUGGGCGGGCCGUGACUCAGAUAUCUCGUAUUAUCUCAACUCGCACCACAUUGAUGUCUGCGAGAGUAUGGUUCCGGACUAUAAGCCCGUGCGGGUCACGGCCACCGCUUCGCAGGGUACCGCAGCCGCUCUGGGCUGUGUUCCUGAGACGGAAGAUACUAUCACUCUUCUCGUGGAGUGGCGCCGCAAGGAUGAUCCUGCGAAGAUUGCUACAGGUGUUUAUACUGCCAGCUGGACCGCGCCGCAGAAUGCCGGCGUGCACUCGAAUCAAUACUUCCACUAUAUGGCUGCCAAUGGCGAAAUCCGCGUUAACCAGGCCAAGCGCUCCUAUGAUGUGACCACCGACGAGCAGGGACUGAUCUGGGUGAACCCCUUCUACAUGCGCUACGCCCCCGACGAAGAAGGCAACUUCGGUGGCCAAACCGGGUACGGUUACAUCAGCUUCGAGAAGUUCAUCGACGCCGUGACGGCCGUCAACGAAGGCCGAUUGACUCUCGAUCAACUGGAUGCUCGUCCCCUUCCCACUCUGCGGAACACAAUUGCCACUACGGCUAUUUUGGAUGCUGGCCGCAAGUCAUUGGAUGAACGGAGACCCGUGGAGAUUGUGUCGGAUGAUGGAAAGUGGGAGCUCAAGUAA
Penicillium maclennaniae is the source of this 1242-nucleotide messenger RNA. RefSeq names its product Gfo/Idh/MocA family protein. Gene Ontology annotation, molecular function: oxidoreductase activity; nucleotide binding. Gene Ontology annotation, biological process: NADPH regeneration. Lineage: Eukaryota; Fungi; Ascomycota; Eurotiomycetes; Eurotiales; Aspergillaceae. The coding region runs from base 1 to 1242 and encodes 413 amino acids. The transcript has 5 exons. Gene Ontology annotation, cellular component: cytoplasm. The record is from RefSeq and is a predicted model, not a curated record.